GCGGCAGCUGCAGUGUUUAGUUAGUCUUGUGGAAGCAUCUUCCGCAGAUGGCGGUCCCAGCUGUGUGACGCGCCGAACCCUCAUUCCGCACUCGGGCGACGCGGAGUGACAUGCAUGCAAGCUGUCUGCGGACAGACGUGCACACCACAGCGACGGACAGGCGGACACAAUGCGGACAGUGAUGGCGGGCUGUCUCGGAACAGCGCCGACGGCCGCCAUGGUCACCUGGAGGACGCUCGGCGCCGCGCUCUCCCUCCUGCUGCUGCUGUUCGUCGGCGCCCGGGGGCAGACCACGUGCCGCGACUUCACCAACGAGAUCAACCCCAGCAUCAACGUCUACAUCUACGGCGGAUCAGUCGCUCAGCCGGGGGAGUUCCCCCACAUGGUGGGUAGGCCGGCCCCGACCGUCUCCGCGGCCUCGUGGGACUUCGCCGAGCCGUUCGACGACGGCCUCCCGGAGGGCCCUCUGUUCCGCGAGCUGGUGCACCGGGGGCCGCCACUUUCGCGCCAGCCGCCCCCCGGCGCGCCACCCCCGAUGCCCCUCGGCGCCGACCUGGACGACCCGGACGCAACCACGCCCUCAGACGGACUGACGGACCGCGCAGCACUCCAGAAAGGCGACGAUGGGGACCCGGGGAACGUGGAGGUCGGGGGCCGGACGGGCUUCAUCGUCGGGGGAAUCCGGGGCGCCAUCAAACGCCACCGUGAGAGGGUGGAGAGGGUCAAAGACGGGCUGCGGGACCUCCAGGAGCAUCUGGUGCCGCCUUUCCUCCGACCAGGCCGCCGACCGGGCCCGGAACAGGGACCUGACGGCGGGUCCACGCGCCCCCACCAGGACGACUCCGAACGGCUUGACCACGCCGGGGCCGACAACAGACCUUACAACCCACAGAACUACCCCGAACACGACAAUAGACCUCACAACCAGCCACACCGCCCGGACCGCCCCCGUGGCCCCGACCAGAACGUACCCCCACAGAACCAACCCUUGAACGACUACCGCCCCCCUCGCCGACCCGACACUGUCCCCAGACCACCCCCGUCGACCGCACCACCCGCGCAGGACGUCCCCGACGAUGACGCGUACGGCUCGCUCAUCGACCCCCGCGCCGGGACCGGCGGCAAGUCGUCGUUCGGCGCCGAGUUCGGGGCGCUCGAGGAGGAGACGACCUCCCGACCCAGGCUCAUCCGGGUGACGGGCCCGUCGGUCGGCGAGGGCAAGGCCGGCCGCCCGGGCAACUGGCGCGUCCCGCCGGACAGCGUCUGGGCGCGGCCGACAGAAGGGCCUCCAGGGGCGCCUCCAGGGGCGCCUCCAGGAGGGUCUCUGGCUGCGGACGCGCCGGCGGGGAGCCAGGCCGAGCAGGAGGGCAAGGCGGGGGGCAUAGCAUUGUACGUGAUCGGCGGGGACGAGGCGCUGUCGGAUGAGUUCAAGCACAUGGUGGCGCUGGGCUUCCGCGACGGCAACGGCGCCAUGACGUGGGACUGCGGCGGCACGCUCAUCUCCAACGACCACGUGCUCACGGCCGCGCACUGCGUCACCAACUCCUUCAGGGGGCCGCCGACGCGAGUCCGCGUCGGCGCGCACAACCUGACUGAGGUCGACGGCGAGGAGCACGACGUAGUGCAGGUGACGGUGCACCCCCAGUACAGCACGCAGUCGCACUACAACGACCUGGCCGUGCUGCGCAUCGGCCGGGUGCGAUUCUCGGACCGCGUACAGCCAGCUUGCCUCUACACCAAGCCGCGGGCGCCCGACUCCAACAUGGUGGCCACCGGCUGGGGCGUCACCGACAUCGACCAGCUGGACCAGACCUCGGAUGUGCUCAUGAAGGCCGGUAUGGACCAGGUGCCGCUCACGCGUUGCAACGCGUCCUUCAGCAAGCUGAAGUCUCGGCGGCUGGCGCGCGGGGUGCAGCCCGAGCAGCUGUGCGCGCGCGGCAGCAACGGCAUCGCCGACACCUGCCUGGGCGACUCGGGCGGCCCGCUGCAGACGCUUGACCGCCCUAUGGGGCUGUACUCCAUCGUGGGCAUCACGUCCUUCGGCCAGCUGUGCGGCGGUGUCGGCGUAUACAUCCGCGUGUCGGCCUACGUGGACUGGAUCGAGAGCGUGGUCUGGCCAGACGCAUCCUGACUAGCGGCGACGGGGCCUCGCGUCAGCGACGAGGACGCCGACGACGGCAGGUCCGUGCGGGCGACGACCGGAGCCGCCGCCGACGGCCCGGCCUGGGAGUGGCCGCAGGACGGCGACGACGACCGCCGCAGCUCGCCCCGGCCGAGGCCCCGGCCGCAGAGGCUCCAGGAAGAGGACGCAGCCUGGGUGUGGGGGGAGGAUGACGGUCCCAGCCACAGCCAGCCAAGCAGGGGCCCGCCAGGGCCGCCGCCGAGGCGCCCGUCGCAGCCACAGGCGCCGCAGGUGGAGUGGGAGUGGAGGCGCACCACAGGCACCCGCCGGUCAAAGUGAGGGCCCUUCCGCCGCAGCCCGGCCCCCUCCCGGCCCGUCCCGGCCCCGGCGCGAGUCCGGCUGAUUACUUUGAUCGCUUUGUGGCGACGCCACCCGACGCGAACCCUCGCCGCCGCGGACUGAGGAUCAAACAGGCGGGCGCUAUUUCCUGCCUCGUCUCAAAGGCAACGUCUCACCCGGCGUUGCUAGUUGAGCACGAUGGGAACUUCUGCAGCCCCCAUCCCCCUCCUCGACUAUCAGGAUCUGUGCCGCAGCCGGGGCUCAUGUCUGUGGGCGGGAGCCGCCCAGCAAUUUGCCCUUGCGCCGGACGCACGGGAAAAAAAAGGAUUAGCUGUCACAACUAAUAGAUUUGGUAAUUUUGGUGUGGACAAGAAAUUCGCUGUGAAAGCUUUAAGAGUUGUUUGCCGCCACAGACAAGAGUCAGUUGCCACAGCGAAGUGCUGUCGCUGCAGGAGCCGAUCGGUUCAUUCUGUCACCCAGGCCAAAAUUUCCAUGACCGUCCCUUUGGAAUUCCAUGGACACCAUUGGCAAAGUCUGAUGGGUAUUGGCAGGUCUCCCAUGGAAAGUCCAUUUCCCCCCUGUGAGCCCAUACUAUCUGCCCGUGGGACUUAUCUGCCCUCCUCCCAUGAGAGUAGCAAUCCCAUGGGAAAUCCCACUUCCCAUGAAAAUUCAAAUGUAAGAUCCUUUUCCCUUACUGUAUCGACCUGAAAUUUACAGUGCAUCAUCUAGGACGUGUUUAAGAAGGGCCAUUUUAAUUUUGUUAAAAUCUGACUACUUUAAUCUUCUAUCUUUAAAACGGUUGCAGUUAGGCUAGCGUAACACCCAAUGAGUUGUCAGAACGAACCGAUUGGCUCCUGCAGCGACAGCUUCGCUGUUGCAACUAACUCUUUUCUGUGGCAACCAACUAUUAGCUGCCACAUCGAAUUUGUGAUAGCUAUCCCAAAAUUAGCAAAUUUGUUAGUUGUAAAGACUAAUUCUUUCUUUUUCCGUGCGCCAAGUAUACGGCGUCAGAGUGGAGCAACAUAGACGACAGCUUUAAACAUUCCGGCAGCCUGGUGACUCUGCUGUGAGGGAGAGAAUGAUCGAAGGAGCAGCAGCCCGUGCAGCUUGGGCCGACGUACACGAGAGCUGUAGGCAGUGCGUUCCCUUCACUAUCGCACCGCUCUCGUCUCGUCGCGCCCUUUGGACAAUAGAUGGUCACUGUACCCGUUGUUAAUACUAUAGUUAGGUAUAAUACUGUUGUUAGUGUUAGUUAAUAAAUGCCUGAACCCACCGUAAAUAUA
Molecule: messenger RNA, 3744 nt
Organism: Frankliniella occidentalis (western flower thrips)
Lineage: Eukaryota; Metazoa; Arthropoda; Insecta; Thysanoptera; Thripidae
Product: plasminogen
Biological process (GO): proteolysis
Molecular function (GO): serine-type endopeptidase activity
Source: RefSeq, a predicted model, not a curated record